This is a messenger RNA of Oreochromis aureus, 1697 nucleotides long. RefSeq names its product phosphatidylinositol glycan anchor biosynthesis, class B (gene pigb). The coding region runs from base 33 to 1604 and encodes 523 amino acids. NCBI's taxonomy places the organism in Eukaryota, Metazoa, Chordata, Actinopteri, Cichliformes, Cichlidae. The transcript is spliced from 12 exons. Gene Ontology annotation, biological process: GPI anchor biosynthetic process. Gene Ontology annotation, molecular function: alpha-1,2-mannosyltransferase activity. Gene Ontology annotation, cellular component: endoplasmic reticulum membrane. The record is from RefSeq and is a predicted model, not a curated record.
GUGAGCUAUGCCCGCAAGAGGUUUAUGUGAAGAUGGAGAAUCUGCGCUCACGGCUGAAGUUUGGGAGCAAAGUGGAGGACGUGAAGCUGAGAAGACGUAAAUCCCAGCUGUACUCCAGGCAGGAGGAGAGUCCUCUGAACAUCGGUGUGCUGAGCGUGACCGUGUUUUGUGUGGUGUUCAGACUGAUUAACUGCCUCCUGGUUCAAACCAGCUUCGUCCCGGAUGAGUACUGGCAGUCUCUGGAGGUCUCCCAUAGGAUGGUUUACAAUUAUGGGUAUCUGACCUGGGAAUGGAAGGCGGGAAUAAGAGGAUUCUCAUAUCCACUUCUCUUUGCAUUCUUAUAUAAGAUCUUACAGUUCAUCAGCUACGACUCGGUUCAGCUGCUGAUUUGGCUUCCGCGAAUUCUUCAGUCGCUUCUGGCUUCGUUUGCUGACGUGAAAUUCUUCUUCCUGCUUCAAACGCUGGAAAAUCAGGAUGUUGCAAGAUGGACAUUCUUCUGUCACAUGUGCUCCUGGUUCACGUGGUUCUGCUGCACCAGGACUCUGACCAACAGCAUGGAGGCCACCAUCACCACCCUGGCUCUGUCUUACUUUCCUCUGCCCGGGUCCAAAACACACAGCAGUAAGAAGUACUUGGCCCUGGUGGCCUUGGCUGUGAUUAUUCGCCCGACGGCCGUGAUCGUCUGGUUUCCUCUGCUGUUGUAUCAUUUCUGGCAGGAAGACAAACUGAGGCUCAUCACUCAUAACUACAUUCCCAUAGGGACGUUGGCCCUUGUCACUUCAACGGCGAUUGACUGUUUUUUCUAUGAGAAGUGGACACCAGUGCAGUUCAACUUCCUCAAGUUUAACAUCUUGCACAGUGUGGCUGAUUUCUACGGCUCUCACCCCUGGCACUGGUACCUCACUCAGGGGUUCGCCGUCGUGAUCGGGCCUCAUCUCCCGCUUUUUCUUCACGGUUGCAUGCUCGCCUUCAAGCGAUACAAAAUCCUGCUGGCAGCGGUUGUCUGGACCAUCGCAGUUUACAGUUUGCUUCCACACAAGGAGUUCAGAUUCAUUUAUCCAGUGCUGCCUUUCUGUAUGGUUUUCUGUGGGAUUUCUUUGGCUCAUCUGAAAUCGUGGCGUCGACCUGCAGCAGCCGUCUUGUUAUCGGCCAAUCUUAUUCCUGCUCUGUACACUGGUCUGAUUCACCAGCGAGGCACUCUGGACGUCAUGAACCACCUGCAGCCACUUUGUGACGUAGGCAAUGUCUCCACCACCCGUCCACAGCCGGAUGUCCUCUUUCUCAUGCCCUGCCACUCAACACCCUUCUACAGCCACAUCCACUGCCCAAUUAAGAUGAGAUUUCUCGAGUGUCCUCCAGAUCUGGGAGAGGAAGCUUACGUGGAUGAAGCUGAGAGAUUUUACGAGGAGCCUCUUCUCUGGUUCAGGACCUCGUUCCCAUACGAGUCCUCUCUGCCCACCCAUCUGAUCAUGUUUGAUGUUUUGGAAAAGGAAAUCUCAGCAUUUUUGGAAGGGAAUAACUUUGUGAGGGCAGCAAAGAUAUUUCACACUCAUUUUCCUGAAGGAAGAGUCGGAGGAAGCAUCUUUAUUUAUGAAAGGCACUGACAAACACUGGAACAAUGGCAACUUUCUGUCCUUAUGGCAAAACAUGUGGGGUUUUUUUCUUUUUCAAAUGGAAAUAAAUAUUUUACACUUAAA